Molecule: messenger RNA, 840 nt
Organism: Gymnogyps californianus (California condor)
Lineage: Eukaryota; Metazoa; Chordata; Aves; Accipitriformes; Cathartidae
Gene: SEC61B
Product: SEC61 translocon subunit beta
Exons: 4
Coding region: 61-351 (96 amino acids)
Biological process (GO): intracellular protein transport
Cellular component (GO): Sec61 translocon complex
Source: RefSeq, a predicted model, not a curated record
GGCCGUACGGGAGCGUGUGUGAAGCCGUGCCCGACCCCCUGAGCCAGCGCCGCCGUCGCCAUGCCCGGGCCCAACCCCAGCGCCACGAGCGUCGGCUCCUCCGGCCGCUCCCCUAGCAAGGCCGUGGCUCCCCGCGCGGCGGGCUCCACUGUCCGGCAGAGGAAGAAUGCCAGCUGUGGGACAAGAAGUGCAGGCCGUGCCACUUCCACAGGUACUGGUGGGAUGUGGCGGUUCUACACUGAGGACUCUCCAGGGCUCAAAGUUGGGCCUGUUCCAGUUUUGGUCAUGAGUCUUCUUUUUAUUGCUUCUGUGUUUAUGCUGCACAUCUGGGGUAAAUACACUCGUUCAUAGACUCAGCUGCCAACUUAAAGCAUACAUCUUGGACCAAAAAUAUGGUGGAUCCUGGUUGUUCUUGGAAAGAGACUGGGGAAGCUUCCUAUCACCUGUUGAAGUCCUGUCAACUUUGGCUCUAAUACUGAAUGAAUUUCUUAGUUCGCUAUUUGGGCAGGUUUAAAGUCUGUCAUGGGUCAUUUUAUAUUUGUAUCUCUACACUUAGAAUACAGGUAUUGCAAUAAAAGUUGUAUAUGGAAAUAGAAACAGUCUUAACUGUAUUUUUUCCUCCUAUUCCAAAGUGCCACAACUAAAACAUCAUACUUGUGGUUUUCAUAUGUAACCAUAUUUCUGAGCAAAUGCCGUUUGACAGUUCCAACCAGAUUCUUCUAUACUGUAUAUUGCUGUAUAAUUUUAUGCCAGAAGAUCUUUUUUUGUGAAUGGGAGAGGCAAAAUCAGGUGCACAAACAUGCAAAGGUAACAAACGUGUUUGUUGAAAUAAAGCUGAGG